AAUAUCAAUCCUCAUACUUUUAGUUGGACCAAUCAAAUUGAUCUAUUCAAUCCUACUAACUUCUAUAAAUAGAUAACUAGAUCACACAAUAUCACCACACCUUCUAUCUCAUCAUACCUUCUAUUUCAUCAUAAUCAUGGCUUCUCAACAAGUCAUUUGUAUUGUUUAUUACAAUGGUUCAAUUGUCGAUGGAGUUGAAGGGAAAACAUUUGUAAGUGAUUACAAAAAGGCGUUCAAAGUACAUUCUAGCAGCAACCUUGCUCGUCUAAAGAAUGUCAUUAAGAAAAAGUUGCAGUUCGACGACAACGUGACGAUAACUGAUAUAGUUUAUCGACACCUUGUCUUCUUUGGUGAAAAUACAACCAGAUUUGAAUUGAUGAAGGUUUGUGAUGACGACGAUGUUGAACUCAUGUUUGAUGUUUAUGCACAAUGGUCACAACUUGGCACCAUUGAGUUAUACAUUACAUUUGAAAGUGGUCCUACUUCACAACACAACACUAUCAACCCAUCACAACCAUCAACCUCAAACAUGCCUAUCCCAUCACAACACUAUGAACCAUACUCUACCCCUUAUCAACCCGACGUACAUUCUCCAUCACAACACUAUCAACCAUACCAACCAUACUCUAGCCAAAAUGAACAAACUCAACAUGUCCACAAUGUCCACAAUGUCUCCCAACAACUUAGCCCUUAUCAACCCGACGUACAUUCUCCAUCACAACACUAUCAACCAUACUCUAGCCAAAAUGAACAAACUCAACAUGUCCACAAUGUCUCCCAACAACUUAGCCCUUAUCAACCCGACGUACAUUCUCCAUCACAACACUAUCAACCAUACUCUAGCCAAAAUGAACAAACUCAACAUGUCCACAAUGUCUCCCAACAACUUUAUCACGAAUCUCUCCCAACAAGUCCACAAUGUGAUCUUCCACUUAGUGUCCAUUAUAAUAUCAAUGAGGAAGAAUUAGGUGAUUAUAGUGAAGAUGAUGAAACAUACUUCGAUGAAUCAUCUGGUGAUUCUGACGAUGAUGAUAUUGAUGAAGAUAUGGAAGCAGAAGAUCAACUUAUCCCACCUGUAUUCGAUCCACCAUUCCACAUGAAGAACAUCAAUCUAUCCACCGCAAACCAACCAACUGAAUUUGAUCACAUGUUCAUUGACGAAGUCCCAAAUUUAGAUGGAACUCUUGAAGUUGGAAUGAAGUUUCAGAGCAAGGAUGAAUGUGUACAUGCAAUCAAGCGUUAUCAUCUAAAACAAUCAUUGAACUUUGUGGUGCAAAAAUCAGAUCUAGAAAGGUACGUUAUUAUUUGUUCACAUCCAAAUUGUUUGUUUAGAUGUAGAGCUUCAAAACGCAAAAAAAAUGAAUUGUGGGUGAUUGGGAAAUUGAAUGAUCAUACAUGCACAAAUUCUGCACUAUCACAAGAUCAUACAAAGCUUGAUUCUAACAUGAUAUGUGCAAGUAUAAUGCAAGUUAUGAGGAUGGACCCUUCAAUCAAAGUGAAGGUCAUUAUUGCUCAGAUUCAGGCUUUGUAUAACUACACAAUUAGUUAUAGAAAAGCUUGGUUGGGAAAAAAUAAGGCAAUCGAACAAAUUUAUGGCAAUUGGGAAGAGUCUUACAAUCAACUUCCACGAUGGUUAUUAGUUAUGCGAACGUUUGCUCCAGGAACCAUUAUUAAAAUGGAAACAAUCCCAGCUUAUAAUGAACAUGGUUUGAUAAAUGGGAUGACAAUCUUUCAUAGACUAUUUUGGGCUUACGUUCCAUGCAUAUCUGCGUUUAAAUUUUGCAAACCAAUUGUGCAAGUUGAUGGAACUUGGUUAUACGGAAAAUAUAAGGGAACUCUAUUGGUAGCAGUUGCACAGGAUGGGAACGACAAUAUCAUUCCAAUUGCUUAUGCUCUUGUGGAAGGUGAGACAAAAGAGGCUUGGAGUUUCUUUUUGAGAAAUUUGAGAUCACACGUCACUCCACAAGCCAACAUUUGUUUGAUUUCAGAUAGACACGAAUCUAUCAAAAGUGCUUACAAUAAUCUGAAUAAUGGGUGGCAACAUCCUCCGUCAAAGCAUGUGUUUUGCGUCCGACAUAUUGCACAAAAUUUUGCAAGGGAAUUUAAGGAUAAUGCUUUGAAGAACAAGGUUAUUUCUAUGGGUUACUCAAUCAAUGAGUCUACAUAUCGAUACUGUUGGAUUUUGAUCCUUUGAUUCCUAAUUUUGACAUAAUUAAUAAUUCAACAAUGUUCAUACAAUACAUGAUAAAUCUA
Messenger RNA from Cicer arietinum (chickpea), 2253 nucleotides. The record is from RefSeq and is a predicted model, not a curated record. Lineage: Eukaryota; Viridiplantae; Streptophyta; Magnoliopsida; Fabales; Fabaceae.